AUGAACAAAUAUCACGCACGCUGGCAGAGGGGAGAGAAGGAGGCUGAGUUGGAAGCCGAAAUUAAGAAAGAAAAGCACAACACCUACAUCCUGGCUUUAGAUGGAGACACAGACUUCCAGCCGGCUGCUGUGAUGCUCCUCAUCGAUCGUCUGAAAAUGUACCCAAGUGUCGGAGCAGCGUGUGGCAGGAUUCAUCCCACCGGCUCAGGUCCCGCAGUGUGGUUCCAGAAGUUUGAGUACGCUGUUAGUCAUUGGCUGCAAAAGACAGCGGAGCAUGUCAUUGGCUGUGUACUUUGCAGCCCCGGCUGCUUCAGUCUGUUCAGAGCAGCGGCGCUGAUGGACGACAACGUGAUGAAGAAAUACUCCACCAAAUCCAUGGAGGCGAGCCAAUACAUUCAGUACGAUCAAGGUGAGGACCGCUGGCUGUGUACUCUACUGCUGAAACAAGGAUGGAGAGUGGAGUACAACGCAGCAGCUGAUGCUUACACCAAUGCACCGGAGGACUUCGGUGAACUCUACAACCAGCGUCGGCGUUGGGGACCGUCCACAAUGGCUAACGUGGUGGAUCUCUUGGGCUCAAGCAGCACAAUUUCCAAGAGAAACCGUAGCAUGUCCAAACCUUUCAUGUUCUACCAGCUCUUUGCCAUCGCCUCAUCCAUCCUGGCCCCUGCCACCAUCUGCCUUAUGGUUGCAGGUAGUUUUAACUUCCUCUUUAACUUGAAUGCCAGCGGUGCCCUGGUCCUGGCUGUGAUACCUCCUAUCAUCUUCCUUAUUCUAUGCUUUAAACUAAAGUCCGACACUCAGAUUAAAAUCGCAGGACUCCUGAGUAUCAUGUAUGCAUUCCUCAUGUUGGUGGUGACGUUGUCCAUUAUCGGCUCAAUGGUGAAAGAAAACACUGUCCUAACACCCAGCAGCAUUUUCGUCAUUUCCAUUUCCGCCAUUUACGUCAUCACAGCGAUAAUGCAUCCUCAGGAAAGCCAUCUGAUCUUCCACGGCUUAAUCUACAUCCUCGCCAUCCCAAGCGCCUACCUCCUGCUCUCCAUCUACUCCUUGGUCAACAUGAACAACGUUUCCUGGGGCACCCGGGAGACAAAACCUGCUGCUGGAGCUGCCACACCAGAGCCUUCCACCCCGCAAACAAGAACCCAGAAAGCCAAAAGCGCAUGCCAGCGGUUCUUCUCGUGGUUCAAAUGUUGUAAAAAGUCCAACCACAGAUCUGGAGACGGGCAUUACGCUGUCAGCCAGGCAGUCCUGAGCCCAGAGUCCGCACAGGCUGAACAGCCAGAACUCCAGCCCCAAAACAGUAUUGUUGAGAGCACAAGUUUUGCAGAGGAACAACAGAGGCAAGCAGAGCCUGUUUUCGACUUUCCUACCCAUUUUUGGGUGAAAGAACUACAGAAUGUGUCCAAUAACAUGAAGCUGAAGGAUGACUCACUCGACAAGGAGGAGGAGGAGUUCUGGAUAGAGCUUCAGAAAAAGUACUUGGAACCUCUGCAAGACGAUAAAGUGAGACAGGAAAAGAUUAAGAAUGACCUACGAGAGCUGAGAAACAAGAUAAACUUUGCCUACUUCAUGAUGAAUGCCCUGUGGCUGGUGGCGACAUUUACCCUUCAGAUCUCCGGGACCGUCUCUAUCAAGAUCCCCAUAAUUGACUUCUACCUCAAGCCCACCGGAAAAGACAUACAAAUCGACCCCAUUGGCUUCAUGUUCAUUCUGGGAUUUGCGGCAAUGGUUGGAAUCCAGUUCCUUACAAUGUUCUACCACAGAAUCUACACUCUGAUCCAUUAUGUGGCUUUUCUGGACACAGAGUCCAAAGAGGAAAACAAUGACCCAAAAGAAGCAUACUUUUCAGGCACAAAGGUCAACUCUGUCUCCAACGGCGACUGCGUCAUCGAAUCCAGCUCCAUGGAGGACUCUGAAUCUGAUGAGUUUGAUGACAGUGAUGAGGAGGGUUCUAGCUACAUGUAACAUACGUCAUGAUGGAGGGAUUACGGUGUAAACAUAGACUCUGUGCACAACACUUUUUAGCACU
Perca flavescens (yellow perch) is the source of this 2032-nucleotide messenger RNA. RefSeq names its product chitin synthase. Gene Ontology annotation, biological process: chitin biosynthetic process. The record is from RefSeq and is a predicted model, not a curated record. Bases 1 to 1968 code for a protein of 655 amino acids. The transcript has 14 exons. Gene Ontology annotation, molecular function: chitin synthase activity. Gene Ontology annotation, cellular component: cell septum; cell periphery. NCBI's taxonomy places the organism in Eukaryota, Metazoa, Chordata, Actinopteri, Perciformes, Percidae.